This is a messenger RNA of Suillus clintonianus, 1545 nucleotides long. RefSeq lists its product as uncharacterized. Lineage: Eukaryota; Fungi; Basidiomycota; Agaricomycetes; Boletales; Suillaceae. The transcript has 7 exons. The record is from RefSeq and is a predicted model, not a curated record. The coding region runs from base 1 to 1545 and encodes 514 amino acids.
AUGCCUGUUGUUCGACCAUCACCUCGUCGUCGCUCUGUGCGACUGCAAGCUUUACAGAAGCCUGUUCGAGGGAGCAAAAAGCCCAUGGAGCAAAUGCAGGGGCCCGUCACUCGCGGAAAAGGUGGCAAAAGUCGAGGCACACGAAGUACUGCUGCCGGUAGUGGCUCUGAUCAGCCCAGAUUCACAAUCCAAUGGCAGUCUGCGCCUUUCCGCACCCAAAAGAUUAUCGACCACCUCCACAAACACCCAGCUGACUGCUGGAUCCUAUUUUACUCGGAUGGGAAGCAAUCACAGGAUGAUGGUGACCGCCCCUCGGGCAAGGAUAAGGUUUCUGUGUGCACCGUUAUCGCAAAGCAUGUCUUUGAGCUCCUAGUUGAGUUCCUUUGCAAGGCGGUUUCUGCACGUCUUCACAUAUACCUGGUACCUAGUUCGCUCUACCCGAUUACCUGUUCCGAUACCUGGUACCCUACCCGUUUCGCAUACCUGGUACCCUCUAGACAUUCACUCGUUUCUCCGCAUCCGCAUACCUCGCAUCUCCGCAUCUGCAUACCUCGCAUCUCCACAUACCUCGCAUCUCCGCGCAUUCUCGCAUCUUCGCAUCUCCUCGCAUACACAGCUGUUCUGUCUUCAGCGCAUCACUUCCUUCUUCACUGUUCCCCUCGCUCAUACUUGAGGAACUGCUCUCAGAGCUAUCCCCUUGGGUCGACUACUAUUCUCGCACCCAGCAGGAUCGCGGGCUACUAUGCAGCUGGGCCAGACAAGUUCAGAGACUCAACGAGCAAUCACAUCAUUGGCCUUGUGAAAAGGUAUCGUCAAGGCCAUGACAAGUUGAACGCGACUGGUGCCGGUAUCAUGCCACAGGAUGAAACCACCGCCCAGAAUUUACGUGCGCAAAUCUCAAAGGAAUUCCCCUGGUAUGAUGAACUUGCUGGCAUCAUGGGGGGGAAUCCGGCAUUAUCACUCAAGACCAUCUCAUCAUGCCCGGGGGUCGACCAUUUGGCAAACUUUUUUUCUAUCUCGCUUUCAGCCUCCCCCUCAAUCUCAGCCCCCCUCCUAGCAAUCAGCCCCCGCAUCCCUCCAGCAGUCAGCCUUACCCCCCUGCAGGUGGUCAGCCUUACCCUCCUCCCUCAAGCGGCCACCCUUACCAUCCCUCAAGCAGCCAUCCUUACCCUCCCUCCAGCAGUCAGCCCUCCCAUCCCUCGAGCGGUCAUCCUUACCCUCCCUCAAGUGGUUACCCUCCCUCAAGCGGUACUUCUUAUUCCUCUUCUUCCGACGGACUAUGCAACUGGGGCUGAGCGCCAUCAGCAGUAUGGCCAACAACCGCAUCAACCUUAUUCUGGCCUGCCCCCCGCCCCCUCUCACAGUGCUUUCAGUUCACCUCUCGACGAUGCCGACAUCAACAUGCCUGAUUAUGAUGAUGACGAGCCGAUGGACUUCUCCUUCAACAAUACACCAAGGCCUCCUCCCCCCUGCGACGGGAUUACCACAACGACCCUAACCCUAUCAGCCUCGACAGUCCGCCGAGGUCUGCACGUGCUGCAUUGA